GUAGAACAGGCCCACAUCAAGCUGCAAACAUGGAUGAGAUGGACCUGCCCCAGAUGAAGAAGGAGGUGGAGAGCCUCAAAUACCAGCUGGCCUUCAAACGAGAGAAAUCCUCCAAAACAGUCACAGAUUUGGUAAAGUGGAUAGAGGACGGCGUUCCAGAAGAUCCCUUCCUGAACCCGGAGCUGAUGAAAAACAAUCCGUGGGUUGAAAAAGGAAAAUGCGUCCUCCUCUAGGAGGAAUUGUUGCUCUUCCUGUGACCAUCCAUGUCGACACAUACAACCCUUCAGAUCACCCGAGAAGCUGACCCUCCCCAAUUUUUUAGGGCACAGGCAGGACCGCACAUCUAUUAACCUUUCACCAUGAAUGUACUACAGAUGUAAUCCUCAGACACACACACACACAUCAACAGGAGCACAGAAAUACAAACUGACCAACGAAUACCCACACACUCGAUCACUCCAACCCUUGAGAUUUUCUCUGUCACACAAUCACUACGAGUUUAUUUCUAUCACGCCAAGUCAUUUUCAUUACGAUAUGACAGUUGUGAUCAAUGUCUUUAUAUAAACAAGUGAUGAGUUAUUUAUGCAGAUCCCAGACAGAUUUUCUUCUUACAAUUUUGAUGAGUUAAUGAAGUCUGAUAUAAUGUAGGUGUACGGGGUGAAUUUGCCCCAUGUUGAGAUAGUAAGAUGAUCACAAUCAUAAGAAUAUAACCAUCUUUUUUCAUUUUAAACUGACAACUUAUAGACUAUCCAUAGAAGGCGAUAAAGAUUUGAUGGUAAGUACAGGUUGUUGUAUGCAAUCCUUGACAUUUAAACUUACUUCAUGUUGUAAUAUAUUACAAUUAAUGCAUGUGGCUAAGGGAGGAAAAGCUUUGAAAAGCUCCAUUUGCAGUGGGUACAUGUCUCAUUUGUAUUUGUACGUAUAUAUGCCACUAUACAUGUAGCUCACAGAAGACAAGAACAGCAGGAGAAAUUGAUCACAACAGUUAAGAUAGUCAUUAUCUAUACAUUAACACAAGGUAUGAACAGUAAAGAUUUUUAGUGGAUCUCAGAUGCCGUCUUGGAUGCUGCCACCUUAGCUAAUUUGAUAUCCUGUAGUUAUAAAAUCCAUAAAAGAUGUAGGUGACUAUUGUGCAUGAGGUUACUAACAGUGUCUCUAUGAGGAAGCCAUAGCGUAAUGCAUGUUAGCAUAGCCCCGAAUGCCAUCCGGCACAGCAUAAACAGUGGGCUGUCAAUACUGAAACCCACAUAAAAAAGUAGAAAACUUUACAACAGAUGUAUAUCUUUCUUUAUAGGCACCCUGUCAGAGCAAAAUUGUUCAUAUUCGAGGUUGUGAUACGCCAUAAUAUUAAUUCUGUCCUUCAACAUUCAGGUGCAGAAUAAUCUUUAACUCAUUACUAUAACAUCUGCCAGUUCAGUAGUGGUGUAUGAUCUGUUUAAAUGAUCAUUUGAGAAAAAAAUUGGGAAUUACAAAUAUGAAAUUUACCAACAUAUACAAAGAUUUAGUUUAACUGAUUAAAUAGAAAGUUUUUAACCUCUCUUUGAAGCCCUACUAGCCCAAGUCUUAACAUCGGCCUCCCUGUCUAAGUUUAUUAUGAGAUUUUGGUUUAUGAGUCACUAUUUCACCAAUGUGAAGCUUUUUUCAAUCUACUCGCACCAAAGGCUUACACAUUUUAACUCCAUAGUGUAAUGUCAUGUUCAAUUGACAAUGUCCUAUUUUUGAUUUUACAACCAUUUAAGCUUUAGCAUGUAUUGCUAUUUGUUUAAUGAUAUGAACUAUGAGACUGUCCAACUCUGCUGCAUGGCACUUGCCUUAAUUAAACACAACAGGGAUUAAAAACAACUGUUCAACAGGUCACUGCAUUAAACCGGUGAACAGCAAAGCUCUGGAAGGCAGGGAGACAUUUAUAUUUACAGAGACAGUUGAGUUAAGCUCUUUAAGUGGAUAACUGCCCUUGCUCCUUUACUAAAGCACACGUACAUAAAAAAGGUCUACUGAUGAAGGUAUACUUAAACUACAGAUAGCGCUUUUACCCAAUGGAUUUUUCUAUGUUAACCAUUUGAUAAGGACUUCCAAAAAGUUUACACACUUAACUUGGCAGCGAAUUGCCAACUUGGUAUCUUGCAUAGUGAAUUGGACACUUUCACAGCUCUGUACAUUUUUACUUUAUGUUUAACCUUUUUCUAUAAAAGAUGCCCAACAUCCCUUUGAAUUAUUGUCAGUCACUAAAGUUUUUUUCCACUACUCAUCUUUCCUUCUAUUUCUUUAUGAUCAAAGCAAAAUGCUAAGUACAUAUGGGUCAGUUUAAGUCCAACUGGACUCGUUUAUUCACAAGUAAUUAGACUCCAAAUGGCUAUCUUUGUCUUUAUUUACUAUGAUUUUUGUUGGACAUGCUUUUAAUUAUGUAUAUCUGUGUUUAUGUUGGCUCUCAAACACCGCUUAUUUUCAAGAUGUCAUACAGAGGACUGGUAGAAGCAGUGCUGAGGCAAAUAAGAGCAAAUAACCAACAUUCUUGAUUUAGAUGUUUCAAAUGCUAUCUACAAAGGCAUGCCAGUCUUUCUUCUUCUACCUUCAACUUAACAUAAACCAAAUAAAAGUUUCCUUUCCUCCAAGUUUAUUGUUUAUAUUUAGCAAAUCCCAAUGUUUUUUUUAUAGUUUGACUUUUUUUAUUUGUCCCUAAGUGGAAUAUUCCAAUUAUAGGCAGAGUAGGUUAGAUGGCUCCAGAUGUGAACAUGAUACUAAAAACAGGUCUAUUCUAAGGGUAAGAUGCUGUUGUAAUAACCACGUAAUUAAAUCUUCUCUGACAUCAGGUAAACGUAUUGACUGCUGAAUCACAACUGUCAUCUUAAUAUAACACCUAAAAUUCAAAUUAUCUUUCUCUCAGGCUAAAUUUUCAGUCAGCCAUCUGCCCAUGUGUCUGGAUGAUCAUUAAUUUGCCUCAAAGCUGUCCCGGCUAUCUUCCUCUUGUGACUUCUAAGGUUUCCACAUGGUUUUAAACCACUUGUAUAAUGUUGAGAUUCUGCCUCGGUGGCAUCAGCGACACAGUCGCGCGCUUCUGUUUGUGUUGUUUGAGUAGGAUGACAUUUUUUGGUCUCAGGAGAGGGUUUGAGGUUUCCGCUUCAUUUACUUCUAACCUACAGGCCCAAAAUUCCAACACGUAAAACCACGCCGACACAUUGGCCCUCUCCUCGAAUGUACAUACAAACCCUUAUAACUUAUGAACUUAUUUAUUUAUUUAUUGACGAGAGCUUUCCUUCACCUUAGGUUUUGUUUUCUUAUGUGCGCACUCCUUCAUAUAUUCUGUCUUGGGAAAUUAAAAAAAAAAAAAAAAUAAUACUACACCUUGCCAGAUCACCAUCUACUACUGCCUUGUACACAGUUUCCUUAACAAGAGAAUGUAUACGUGUGGCAUGAGGUAAAAAAAAAACAUCACCACUGACCUCAGAGCAGGCCUGUGCAACGUGCAUGUGACUGCAAUUGUCUGUUUACGUGUGCAUAUUUUAAACCCUACAUUUUGGACGAGAGGCUCCCGUGUGGGUGGUGAAGCUCACAUGCAUCUGCACCGCACGUGCACGGGAGACCGAGCAAAUCAGAGGAGGGGGGGGCGGGCUGUGGCAAGGAAGUGGGAUUCUCUGAAGGACUUGGGACAGCAGAGCCUCACAUCAUCUCAGUACUGUAUCGAAUAUAAUUACAUACGUUUCCAAAACUCCAGUCGGUGUUAUUUUAAACUAAUAGAAAUGACCUCUGUUGUUGAAAUUCAAUUUGAGGAUUGUGGUUGCCAUAAAAGAAAAGCGAAACGUUAUUUUCUCGUGUGAAAUUAAAAGACUUCAUCCAAUUAUGCAGAUGUGAUUACAUUUAAAAAAUAUGUGUGAAGAACAGUGAUAUAUGCAACAUAAUUGAGCCAGUAAAUAAGUCCAACCGCUCAUUCAAAGCCGACAUUAUGUUUUUUUUAAACCCGCCCACAGACUCAGUUAUCAGAUUUUAUGUAACACUAAAGAUUCAAAAGAUAAAAGUAGGAAAUGGUUCUUUGAAAUGGCCUCCACGGGAGACAAAAUUAGAAAGUCUGAUCCUUAUGUCUUUUUUGCAUCAUCCCCACUCUAAACACACUAAUUAUGGCCUUAAAUUCAUAUGUUGAAUUUCAAAUUUGAAGAUUAAAACUGUAUUCUGCACUCAUUUGUCACUAAAAGUCUGGAAACUACAAAGUACAUGAGAAGACUACUGAGUCUAUCUGUCCCUCGUCUUUUUUUUUCUUUUGUCCAAAUACUGUAACUUUGAUUUGUUCUUUGGUUUUAUAUUAUUUGAACGUGGGUAUGUAUUCAUGUAUGUAUGUAAUUACUAUUAUAUGACUGCAUAAAACCUUGUCUAGAUAUUUAGCAACAUAAUCCUUGUGAGAGUGCUUUGGAAAAAUUAUGCAUCAGAUCAAAAGUCCUAGUGUAAAGAUGACAAUGAGCAAUAAAUUAUAGAUAAUUUUUUUAUUGAAUGUUUUACAACAACAUUUACCUUAUUGAAUAAAGUAGAAGAUUUUUAGA
Menidia menidia (Atlantic silverside) is the source of this 4529-nucleotide messenger RNA. Lineage: Eukaryota; Metazoa; Chordata; Actinopteri; Atheriniformes; Atherinopsidae. The record is from the annotation of a GenBank genome assembly.